Messenger RNA from Motacilla alba alba, 8998 nucleotides. It is a transcript of the gene NALCN, whose product is annotated as sodium leak channel, non-selective. Gene Ontology annotation, molecular function: monoatomic cation channel activity. The record is from RefSeq and is a predicted model, not a curated record. Gene Ontology annotation, biological process: transmembrane transport; monoatomic ion transport. Lineage: Eukaryota; Metazoa; Chordata; Aves; Passeriformes; Motacillidae. The coding region runs from base 2415 to 6968 and encodes 1517 amino acids. The transcript is spliced from 40 exons. Gene Ontology annotation, cellular component: membrane.
AAUUGAUACUGAAUAUAGUCAAUGAGGAAUAAAAUUUAAAUCAUCCUAUAUUGAAAACAUCUGCUGAUAUUCUAGCCUCUUCUAGAUAUCUAAUGUUCUCUAGUCCAUGUGUACCAGUCUAUGCUUAUUAACUGUCUUGAGGCAGAACACAACUUGCAAAGGGACAGUGAUCCAAAAAGGCUUGUGUCUGUACAGGUACUAUAAGCAGAGAGACUUAAUUUUUAGCCUAAAUCAUAUUCAGUGCUUGGAGACAGCUUUUUUUCUUUCUUUCAAAAUAAGGUUAAAUUAAAAAAAAUCUAAGUUUAAAUGAAGCACUUAAAUGAAUGCUUUGCAGCAGUGAUUGAGAGCCAGAAAUGCUUUUAAUAAUAUGCCCUCAUGCUGAUGCCCUCUUGGGAUUUGAGGGAUUUUCUAAUGCAAGCCAUAAUGUGUAAUUCAUUAGCUACCAGUAGCUGGGGUUCUGAAUCUGCCUGAGCCAAUGAAUUAAUUUUAAUUUCUAAAAAUAUAUGUAAAAUAUUGUUUUAUGUUAAUCCCAUAUAUGAUAAUGGAUUUUGGAUGGCAGUAUCAUAAAUCUAGCAUAAAUCAUACAACUGGGUAUGAAUUAACAUCUAGUUUAAAGGAAUUAGGGUGAACAGAUUAAUUUUGAAAUACUUGAAUGACAUGUGCUGAGCAUGUUUACAAACGUGGAACAAAUACACAUAUGUUUGUGUAUCUGUCUGUCUUUUUAGUUAUGCACAUUGCUAAAUUUCAGGGUGUUCUCUAAAACUCCCAUCUGGAAUUGUACAUGUCUGUGUGUGCAUCCAUGCAGAUAUAAAUGUCUCUCUGGUAUCAUAAAGAAAUGACUACAGGAUAGAUGCCACAAUUAUUAUUUAUCUGCAUUUAUAAUUGCCUAGGAAAAAUUUUGUAAGAUGUUUUGUUUUCACUGACAGAUUUCAAAUAAUGCAAUGCUACUCCAUGGGGUGCAUAAAAGCAAUAAAAAUAGAGUAAUUAAAGCUUCAGUUCACCCAGUUUAAUUGUCAAAAUACUUCUGUGAGUUAGAUUAAAGGAAAAGGAUUUUCAGAAGAACAAUAAGAUACAAAUUAUAUUGAAGGGCAGGCUGAAAAGUUUCACCUUUUCUUUGGACAAGCAAGAUAACCUAAAACUAUGUAUUUUAAGACACCGGUUGAUGCCUCAAAAUAACAGAGUAAAUACAACAGCAUUUUUUUCAUAACUUUCAGCAAUUCAUUUUGGGUGUUUUUAUAUCAAAAGUUUGUGCUGUAACCAGGAAGUCAAAAUUAACCUGAACAUGAAUGGAAAAUGCCACUGACUAUUUUUUCUCAGACCAGAACUCAUUGUGAUUAGCUUUUCAUGUCUGAUUUGAAAUUUCCCUAGAACUGAACCAAAUAUCAGGAUUUUUCAUUUGCUAGAUGAGAGAGUACAAGCAGGGAGAAAAACAGUUGUUGCUUAGCUCAUCCAGCAGAGUUGGAGCCUUAUUUGGACCUUUCUUCUCUGGUUUGCCCAGUGGCCCCAUAGCACAAGUAACAUGAAUUCCCACUUCUGUGCUGUGUUUGGUUGCAGACCCUGGCAGGGACCUGCUCAGGGUGGAGGGGGUGGUUUCCUAAGGUUACCUCUUAACUGAACUACUUCUGGGAAAAUGGGGUGAUCAGUCUGUGGCAAAGGAUUGUGUAUUGUGGUUUAUAAGUAGGCACUGUAAUUGAUUAGGGGGAAUCAACUGCCUGAGCUUCUCCUUCCCAAAAUUUGAGAGUACUUAGAUAACCCAUCUAUAUGUGUCCAUGCCACAGGGAUAUAUUUAACAGAACAGAGAGCAACAACCUUGUCCUCCCUAUGCUUUUAGCUUCUGCGGCUCUUAGUGCUGGGACUACCUAAACUCCCAUUGUGGUCCAAAGUGUGACAAAGCCUCCAGCAGCUCAGCCACAGCUGCCAGAGAAACUGGGAAAACAGAUGAUGUUCAGCCUCUGAAAACAGUAAAAAUGACCAACGCUGUGACAUUGUGCUGGGGCACUGGCCCUUGUCUCAUGAUCUUUCUCUUUUAAAAUGUUAUGGUCACUUACAUAAAUCAGCUUGAACCAAUUCAAACCAGUUAAAAUUUUUUCAUCUCUUAUACCAAAUCAUUACUGGACUAACCUAAAAGUCAGAGAUCUGUUUCUGUCACAGCAGUGCCUAGAUGCUAAUUGCACUACACAUGCAGUGGUUUGACUUCUUUCCUGUGAUCCUUCAUCUCUGGUGGAAACCUGUACUGAGCAAGUUACAAGAAGCUGAAUACAUACUCUGGUGACUGAAAAGUCAUCCACAAGGAUACUUCUAAGGAGUGUCAAAGCAAGCACAGAAAUGUAACCUGGAAUAAUUUAGCUAUCCCAGACACCCACUGUUCCAGAGAGCUAGAAGAAGGUUACCAGUGCCCACCUGGAUUUAAAUGCAUGGACCUUGAAGAUCUGGGACUAAGCAGGCAAGAGCUGGGCUACAGUGGCUUUAAUGAGAUAGGCACAAGCAUAUUUACUGUUUAUGAAGCGGCUUCUCAGGAAGGCUGGGUGUUCCUUAUGUACCGAGCAAUUGACAGUUUUCCCCGAUGGCGUUCAUAUUUCUAUUUCAUCACCUUAAUUUUCUUUCUGGCCUGGCUUGUUAAGAAUGUUUUUAUUGCAGUCAUCAUUGAAACGUUUGCAGAAAUUAGAGUGCAGUUCCAGCAGAUGUGGGGGUCCAGGAGCAGUACUACUUCAACUGCCACCACCCAGAUGUUUCACGAAGAUGCUGCUGGAGGUUGGCAGCUUGUGGCUGUUGAUGUGAAUAAACCCCAGGGCAGAGCUCCUGCAUGUCUACAGAAAAUGAUGAGGUCAUCUGUGUUUCAUAUGUUCAUACUAAGCAUGGUUGCUGUCGAUGUGAUUGUUGCUGCUAGCAACUACUAUAAAGGAGAAAAUUUCAAGAGACAAUAUGAUGAAUUUUACCUUGCUGAGGUUGCUUUUACAGUUCUGUUUGAUUUAGAAGCUCUUCUGAAGAUCUGGUGUUUGGGUUUCACAGGAUACAUCAGCUCAUCUCUUCACAAGUUUGAGUUGCUGCUUGUAAUUGGAACCACUCUCCAUAUUUAUCCAGACCUCUAUCACUCUCAAUUUACAUAUUUUCAGGUUCUAAGAGUAGUUCGGCUUAUAAAGAUUUCUCCUGCUUUGGAGGAUUUUGUGUAUAAGAUCUUUGGACCAGGAAAAAAACUUGGAAGUUUGGUAGUAUUUACUGCUAGCCUUUUGAUCGUAAUGUCAGCAAUCAGUUUACAGAUGUUUUGCUUUGUGGAAGAACUGGAUAGAUUUACAACCUUUCCAAGGGCAUUCAUGUCAAUGUUUCAGAUUCUCACACAGGAAGGAUGGGUGGAUGUCAUGGAUCAGACACUGAAUGCUGUAGGACAUAUGUGGGCACCAGUAGUUGCUAUUUAUUUUAUACUGUAUCAUCUUUUUGCUACUCUGAUUCUACUCAGCUUGUUUGUUGCUGUUAUUUUGGACAACUUGGAACUUGAUGAAGAUCUGAAGAAACUUAAACAACUAAAGCAAAGUGAAGCUAAUGCAGAUACAAAGGAGAAGCUUCCCUUGCGUCUACGCAUCUUUGAAAAAUUUCCAAACAGGCCACAAAUGGUGAAAAUCUCAAAGCUUCCUUCAGAUUUCACAGUUCCAAAAAUAAGGGAAAGUUUUAUGAAGCAGUUUAUUGAUCGCCAGCAGCAAGAUACCAGCUGUUUGCUGAGAAGACUUCCUUCAGCAUCUUCUUCCUCAUGUGACCACUCUAAAAGAUCAGCAAUUGAAGAAAACAGAUAUAUUGAUCAAAAGGGUAAUCAGAGUACAUUUCUACCAUGUAAUGAAGAGAUGAACAAAGACCUUAAAGUUGUCUCAGCCACACAGCUCCGUAAAUCUGUUUUCAGCAUCAGAGCAAGAAACCUUCUGGAAAAAGAGACAGCAAUCAAUAAAAUUCUAAGGGCCUGCACUAGACAACGCAUGCUGAGCGGAUCAUUUGAGGGCCAGCCAGCAAAGGAAAGGUCAAUACUUAGUGUCCAGCAUCACAUACGACAAGAACGCAGGUCACUGAGACAUGGUUCGAACAGCCAGCGAAUCAGCAGAGGAAAAUCUCUUGAAACAUUGACUCAAGAUCACUCCAACACAGUGAGAUACAGAAAUGCACAGAGAGAAGACAGUGAGAUAAAGAUGAUCCAAGAAAAAAAGGAACAAGCUGAAAUGAAAAGGAAAGUCCAGGAGGAGGAGCUGCGAGAGAAUCACCCAUAUUUCGAUAAACCCCUUUUCAUAGUUGGCCGUGAGCACAGAUUCAGGAACUUCUGCCGAGUGGUGGUACGGGCUCGCUUUAAUGCUUCUAAAACAGAUCCUGUUACUGGAGCUGUGAAAAAUACCAAAUACCAUCAGCUUUAUGACUUGCUGGGUUUGGUUACUUACCUGGACUGGGUCAUGAUCAUUGUUACGAUAUGCUCCUGCAUUUCCAUGAUGUUUGAAUCCCCUUUUAGAAGAGUUAUGCAUGCUCCAACACUCCAGAUUGCUGAAUAUGUUUUUGUAAUAUUCAUGAGCAUUGAGCUUAAUCUGAAGAUUAUGGCAGAUGGCUUGUUCUUUACACCAACAGCUGUCAUUAGGGACUUUGGAGGAGUUAUGGACAUAUUUAUAUAUCUUGUGAGUUUGAUAUUCCUGUGCUGGAUGCCUCAGAACGUCCCUGCCAAAUCUGGUGCUCAGCUCUUGAUGGUGCUCCGCUGCCUCCGACCUCUUCGAAUUUUCAAACUGGUCCCUCAGAUGAGAAAGGUGGUGAGAGAGCUGUUUAGUGGCUUCAAGGAAAUUUUUUUGGUUUCUAUUCUUUUGCUGACGUUAAUGCUUGUUUUCGCAAGCUUUGGAGUGCAGCUGUUUGCUGGAAAACUGGCUAAAUGCAAUGACCCUCACAUCAUCUCUAGGGAGGAUUGUCAUGGCAUCUUCAGAAUAAAUGUAAGUGUUUCCAAAAAUCUCAAUUUAAAGUUAAGACCUGGAGAGAAAAAGCCUGGAUUUUGGGUGCCACGAGUCUGGGCAAAUCCUCGGAAUUUUAAUUUUGACAAUGUGGGCAAUGCAAUGCUGGCACUAUUUGAAGUUCUGUCAUUAAAAGGCUGGGUGGAAGUCAGAGAUGUUAUUAUUCAUCGCGUUGGGCCGAUCCAUGGAAUCUACAUUCAUGUUUUUGUAUUCCUUGGCUGCAUGAUUGGACUGACCCUUUUUGUUGGAGUUGUCAUCGCUAAUUUUAAUGAAAACAAGGGGACAGCUUUACUGACUGUAGAUCAGAGACGAUGGGAAGAUCUGAAAAGCAGGCUGAAGAUAGCACAACCUCUUCAUCUCCCACCUCGUCCGGAUAACGAUGGCUUUAGAGCAAAGAUGUAUGAUAUAACUCAGCAUCCAUUUUUUAAGAGAACUAUUGCUGUACUUGUUCUGGCCCAGUCUGUGUUAUUAUCAGUUAAGUGGGAUGCUGCAGAUCCAGUAACUGUGCCUUUAGCAACAAUGUCUGUUGUUUUCACCUUUAUUUUUGUCCUUGAGGUCACAAUGAAGAUUAUUGCCAUGUCACCUUCUGGCUUCUGGCAAAGCAGAAGAAAUCGGUAUGAUCUCUUGGUGACAUCUCUUGGAGUUAUAUGGGUCAUACUUCACUUUGCCUUACUGAAUGCAUACACAUACAUGAUGGGGGCAUGUGUAAUUGUCUUCAGGUUUUUCUCCAUUUGUGGGAAACAUGUAACACUGAAAAUGCUUCUCCUGACUGUGGUUGUCAGCAUGUACAAGAGUUUCUUCAUCAUAGUGGGCAUGUUCUUACUGCUUCUUUGUUAUGCUUUUGCUGGAGUGGUGUUAUUUGGUACAGUGAAAUAUGGAGAGAACAUUAACAGGCAUGCAAAUUUUUCAUCAGCUGGCAAGGCUAUUACUGUACUCUUCAGAAUAGUUACUGGAGAAGACUGGAACAAAAUUAUGCAUGACUGCAUGGUUCAGCCUCCAUUUUGUACACCAGAUAACAGCACCUACUGGAAAACAGACUGUGGAAAUUACGCUGGUGCUCUUAUGUAUUUCUGUUCUUUCUAUGUCAUCAUUGCAUACAUCAUGCUAAAUUUGCUUGUUGCUAUCAUUGUGGAGAAUUUCUCAUUGUUUUACUCAACUGAAGAAGAUCAGCUUUUAAGUUACAAUGAUCUAAGGCAUUUUCAAAUUAUAUGGAACAUGGUUGAUGACAAAAGAGAGGGUGUAAUCCCUACAUUCCGAGUGAAAUUCCUGCUGAGGCUUCUGCGAGGCAGGCUGGAGGUGGAUCUCGACAAGGACAAGCUGCUGUUCAAGCACAUGUGCUAUGAAAUGGAGCGGCUCCACAAUGGUGGUGAUGUCACUUUUCAUGACGUCCUCAGCAUGCUUUCAUAUAGGUCUGUUGAUAUCAGAAAAAGUCUUCAACUGGAAGAGCUGCUUGCCAGGGAGCAACUGGAAUAUACCAUAGAAGAAGAGGUGGCCAAACAGACCAUACGAAUGUGGCUGAAAAAGUGCUUAAAGCGAAUCAGAGCAAAACAGCAGCAGUCGUGCAGCAUUAUCCACAGUCUACGAGAGAGCCAACAGCAGGAGUUGAGCCGAUUUCUGAAUCCUCCCAGCAUUGAGACAACACAGCCAAGUGAAGAUAUGAAUGCUCUUAAUCAAGAUAACAGUGCACAGCCAGAGACAAGUAGCCAGCAGCAGCUCCUUAGCCCGACACUGUCUGACAGAGGUGGCUAUAGACAAGACACUGGAGAUGCUGGGAAACCUCAGAGGAAAUUUGGACAAUGGCGCUUGCCUUCAGCCCCCAAACCAAUAAGCCAUUCAGUGUCUUCAGUCAACCUCCGUUUUGGUGGACGUUCAACCAUGAAAUCUGUUGCAUGCAAAAUGAAUCCCAUGUCUGAUGCUGCUUCCUGUGGAUCAGAAGUCAAGAAAUGGUGGACCAGACAAUUAACUGUGGAGAGUGAUGAGAGUGGAGAGGACCUUCUUGAUAUCUGAGAAGCAUUAAAGUCAUUUCCGUCACAAUCUAAUUUUCUAUGCUUAGAAUUAAAGAUGCUGUGAUGUAUGAUUUCUUUAAAAUCAAUGUCAUAAAUUUUCUCUUAUGCUUAUCCUCCUGCCAUAUGAAGUGUAGCCCACACUUCUGUGUUAGGAUUGACUUCUGUAGGUACUAACUGUACUCUAAGAAACUUGUAUACUAUAGCAGUACUAACAAAGCCAGAAAGACUAUAUUGCCUUUAGCAGACAGAACAUUGAAAGGUGCCACGUGUUCUGUAAAAUCAUAGUGAAAAUUUGAUAUACACACCUCUGUGUUUUCCUUCAACCUUUACCAUACUUUAAAGUGGCAGCACUUUACAAUACAGGGGUAAUGUAUUUCUUCUCAUUGCUUUCCUUACUUAGUAACAUUUCUUUAGAAAAAUUUUAUUAUUCACAAAUGACCUGAAGAGGUCAGCACUGACUUCAUGUUCAAGGGAAGUAUUUUUACUAAGUAUGGAUACUGAAUUACAAUACUAAGCUUUCACUGGACCUUUUUUAAAAUAUGCAAGAUACAGGAUUACUCAUUUUAAAAUUAGAAGGUGAAGGAUUGGCUUUUAAAAUGUAAAUAUCUUUGAGGUUUGGUUAAUUAUGCAAAGAGCUUGAUUUUCAUAGAGAAAAUGGGGGGGAAGAAAAAAAAUACAUGAAAAACUGUGCAUUUAAGCAUCCAGCAGAACACUUUCACAUGAAAAACAUGGGUUUAUGCUUCAUUUUCAGCAUAUACUGGUUACAUAUAUGUGUGGUGUCAUUAUUCUUCUUUUAAUUGGGUCCCAUUUUUCUUGUGUACUCCUAAGGUUUUCUUCUUGUCUGUGAUAAAAAUUAGCAUGUUGGGUAUUCUGAUUACAAAGUAAUAUUGUAUGUCUUUGAAAAUACGUUCAGUUUUGACUGCAUAGGUAGAAUUUUACUUACCCAUGUUACUGCUCAUGCUACAGGCCUGCAAAGGUAAGGCAUGGCAUUGUGCUGUGGCUGAGUACCUUUGUCCCUUUUAUCCCAGCACAUCAUUUUUGACAUGUUGGCCUUCACUUGUUUUGCGAGCCACCAAUAGCGCUACAUUAUCGCCAGUGAAAAAGCAGCUAUCGCUUUCAUGAAAGCUUUUCCAGUGAAAGGCCAAUGCUAUACGGAUACGGAUGUGGAGAAGGAGAGCCACAAAACACAACCAUGUUUGCUAGUUUCAGAAUGUAAGGCUGUCAAAAAAGGUGGGGUAAAAUUGUGCCCUUCCCUCAGGGAAGAACUAAGAGGUUGCAGAUUUUGUUGCUUGGCCCCUGACUAGGUUUUACAGCGUAGCUGGGACCUUUCUGUUACCAUUGUUUCCUAUGGAAAUGAUAGUUUGCUCUAACAUGGCCUGAUGUGAGAUCUUGUAAGAGGCUCACAGUUUAUCUACAUCAUCACUUCAAAAAUAUAUCCUUUCAAAAGCAGAAAAAAGCCAGUGUUUUGCAAUUUUUUCUGGCCAAGAUAUUAAUCAAAAAUGGCCAGAAUACGACAGUGAAAACACACAGAUGCCUUCACCAAAAAUGCAAAAUUAGUUUUGACUGUGAAAUACAGCUUUCUUGGCAUCUGUCAAUGUUUUUUCCCAGUGUAUGGUUGAACAUUGUUUAGAUUUUUUUUCUAAAAUAAUGAUAUUGAACUCAUCUGUAUUUUGUGGAGGAUUUAUGUGUUUUGGGGUAUAUUUAAGUUUAAAUAUAGUCAACUGUAACUCUAUAGUAAAAGAAUAUGUGCAUUCUCUUGUUUACCAGAUCAUGAACCAUCAACAAAACUUCAUAUGCAAAUCCAUUACUUUGUUCUGUUUUGUGCUUGUUUAAGUUGAGCUUUUGUAUAUAUAACAAAAAGACAAAUAUUGGAUUUAUAAAAGAGAGUAUCUCUGACAGUUCAAUAAUACAUUGAACUGCAGAUCAUUCUUGCUGCAAGCCUUCUUUUUAAAAACUAUGGCAAACAUUUUUUUCUUGCCUUACAGUACACUGUCAAUAAAAGUGAGUUGCUUUAAGCAAUAUUCCUCCCUC